Molecule: messenger RNA, 2628 nt
Organism: Eutrema salsugineum
Lineage: Eukaryota; Viridiplantae; Streptophyta; Magnoliopsida; Brassicales; Brassicaceae
Product: 5'-nucleotidase domain-containing protein 4
Exons: 17
Coding region: 377-1996 (539 amino acids)
Molecular function (GO): 5'-nucleotidase activity
Source: RefSeq, a predicted model, not a curated record
AAUAUUCGCCGGCGAAUUACCGGUAAAUGUCUCAGUGUUUCUAUUCGAAUCCUACUUUUUCGGCGACAUUACCCAGACCAAGUAUUAUUCUCUCUCUCGAAUACGAUUCGUCUCCCACUCCAUGCCUAUAUAAUACCCUAUCCACCAUGCGUCUCUCUAAACGCCAUUUCUCUCCUUCUCUUUCUCUCUGUCUCUCUGUAAUCUCUUCCGGUUUCCGUUUCCCUGGAAGAAAAUUUCAAGCACGAAGACAGUUCCUCAACUCCUCUGCUGGUCUUCCCUGGAGCAUUCCUUGGAAGAAACUUAGGAUCAGGACUUAACGUGGUGCACGCUUUGGUCUUUUGAUCGAGGGACUAGCCAGCUGUGUUUUAAGAGUUCCAUGGAAGAACAGCGAGCUAGUGCUCUUAGUGAAAACGUGGUACAGUUUCACAAUUUGGGCUCAAUGGAUGGAUGUGAAGCUCCCCAUAAAUGGUCCUCCCCAGGAGGAGGAAAGAAAAUUGAUAUAAGCAAACAGAUCUUCUGCAAUAGAUCGCUGAAUAUGAGAAAUAUCAUCGCCGUUGGUUUUGAUAUGGACUACACUCUUGCCCAAUACAAGUCUGAAACUUUUGAGUCCCUUGCUUAUGAAGGAACUGUCAGGAAAUUGGUAUAUGAUUUGGGGUAUCCAAGUGAGCUGCUGGAGUGGACAUUUGAUUGGAAUUACAUGGUUAGAGGCUUGGUGCUUGACAAAAAGCGGGGAAACAUCUUAAAGAUGGAUCGCCAUAAGUAUGUGAAAGUAGCUUACCAUGGGUUUAGGGAGCUCUCUAAAGAAGACAAAGUUGACAUCUAUGGCAGCAGCCUAAUACGAGAUUCUUUUGAUGAGCCCGACUACGCUCUUAUAGAUACCCUCUUUUCUUUGGCCGAAGCCUAUCUGUUUGCUCAACUCGUUGAUUUUAAAGAUAGUAACCCCGAAAAAAUUCCCAAGGACGUUGAUUAUGCUCGUAUGUAUAAAGAUGUUCGUGCUGCUGUUGAUCUGUGCCACCGUGAUGGAACUUUAAAGCAGAUGGUGGCAAAAGAACCUAAUAGGUAUAUCAAUGAGGAUACCACCAUUGUACCUCUUAUAAAAAUGAUUAGAGAUUCUGGACGUUCUACAUUCUUGGUGACCAAUAGCUUGUGGGACUACACAAAUAUUGUGAUGAAUUUCCUCUGUGGAGGGCGCACUAUACAUGGUCCUCACACUUGCAACUUUGAUUGGCUCCAGUAUUUUGAUGUUGUGAUCACUGGCAGUGCAAAACCUGGUUUCUUCCAUGAAGAGAGUCGUGCCAACCUUUUUGAGGUGGAACCUCAAUCUGGAAUGCUUAUUAAUACUGACAAUGGAACACCUAUGCCUCAGGUGGGAGAUCCUUCACCAAAAAUUUUACUGAAGAGUAAAGAUAAAGGUUGUCGAGUUUUUCAAGGUGGAAAUGUGGGGCAUCUUCACAGUUUGCUCUCCAUUGAGUCAAGUUCACAGGUUCUUUAUGUUGGUGAUCAUAUAUACGGUGAUAUCUUGCGCAGCAAAAAAGUACUUGGCUGGAGAACUAUGCUUGUUGUUCCAGAAUUGGAAAAGGAGGUUGAACUUCUUUGGGAAUUAAGGGAUAUGCGUAAGCAACAUAUUUUGAUGAGGAAUGAGCGUGAUUCAGUUGAAGACAAAAUUCAUCACCUGAACUGGUCACUAAAGUUUGAGGAUAUUAACGAGAGUGAUAAGCAGGAAAUGUUAUCAGCGCUCAAGGACUUAGAGUCCAAGAGAGAUCAAAUACGACUAAGUCAUCAAGAAGCUCAAAGAGAAUGUCACCAAAAGUUUCACAAAGUCUGGGGGCAACUGAUGAAAACUGGUUACCAGAGUUCUCGAUUCGCUCACCAGGUGGAGAGAUUCGCAUGCCUGUACACAAGCCAAGUCUCGAACCUACGCUUGUACUCACCAGAUAAGUACUACAGACCCAGUGAAGACUUCAUGUCCCAUGAAUUCCACCUUCUUCCUCUGUGAUUUGAUCAUUAAAGAACGAUCACGCUAAAGUCAGACAGUAGUAAAUGACUCAAUGAUUUGGUUUGGUGCUUAUUCUUAGUGUCUAUAAACUUUCUUAACCUCUUACACCCAUUGCAUUUUAAUUUCACUUGGUACAAACUUGGGAAUGUAGUAAAACGUUUUCUCUUGGAGAUAAAAACUUGUUUGGAAUUCUUGUGUUGAAUGGUCGAUGUUUUCUAGAGAGAAAUUAGGGUUUACAAAAACUCCCUUUGACAAUGCUAAGUACACAGUUCAAUGUCAGGCCUCACGUUUUAACGUAUCCUCUUUCUUUCCUGCUUCUCGUCAAAAUUCUUCAAAAGUAAAAUCUUUUUACUCUGCCUCACAAUUUCAUAUUCUUCUCCACCCACACUCUUUCACUUCUGCUAAUUUCGAUGUUCAGAAUUUCUCUGUUGAGCAUAAUCUUUAUUCUACGAGAAGAGUUUAAUCAAAUUACGAAAUACUUGAAGGUGUGUUGAUAUACAUGUAACAGAAAGGCAAGCUGAUUAUUGAUACACAACAAACAAACAAAUCUUAGUAACGUUCUCAGCUCAAUCAAAAACACAGCUGGAAAAUCUGACAUUUCUUGGUUUCUUCUUGUUCUACGCCAGAACAGA